CACUUACACACACCCCUACUCAGACACACUCACACACACCCCUACUCAGAUACACACGCACCCCUACUAACACACACCCUACUAACACACACCCCUACUCACACACCACAUUGUCUGCGUUCGGCUCUCCCUUCCCACUCUGCCUCCAUCUCCCUUCCAGGAUGCACAGACGACUGCUCUCUCUCUGGGUGACCGGGGCGCUGCUGCUACCCUUGUGCCGGGCUCCAUGAUGUAUCCCCCUGGGGGCCAGACCAGCUCCAUGAUGUAUCCCCCUGGGGGCCAGACCAGCUCCAUGAUGUAUCCCCCUGGGGGCCAGACCAGCUCCAUGAUGUAUCCCCCUGGGGGCCAGACCAGCUCCAUGAUGUAUCCCCCUGGGGGCCAGACCAGCUCCAUGAUGUAUCCCCCUGGGGGCCAGACCUCCCUCCUGCCUCCAUACGCAAACAAAGAGGACUAUGAGGAGGAAUAUGAUGACUAUUCUACACAAACACCAGACUAUGACUACACCGCCACCUUCGAUUACACCUAUUUCAGUAACACCACCGGCCAUGAGGACUAUAGUUUGUAUGUCAUUCUAGGAGAGAAGAAGAAUGUGGAGGAGAAGGAUCUUGAGAAUAAGGCUUUAGCGAUUGGCUCCCCAUGCCCAGUGCUACUCCUCGGAUUGGCUGCUCACCAACUCCAUCGAUUACUGUGAAUGAAACCGAGCACUGCAGAACAUACACAGAUAUACAGGACCCUGAACUGAGCAGAAAGUUACCUAAUAUUCUGGAAUUGGACUGAGGAGAAAGCUACCCAAUAUUCUGGAAUUGGACCUUUUUAAGGAUCAAAUGGACACAGCAUGAGAUUCUCCACCACUGACCUUCUAUACUAUAGUUGGAAAAACUCAGUGACUCCUGAAUCCUAACUUAUGAAAGAAGCCCACAACUUGAAUUCAUAAACAUCUCCCAUAAUAAUAUUUGCAUUGUAUGCACGUCUCAAGUUGUAAGAUCAAAUCAAAAUCUAAAUCAAAUGUAUUUAUAAAGCCCUUCUUACAUCAGCUGGUAUCUCAAAGUGUUCUCAAAAUACAGAAACCCAGCCUCAAACCCCAAACAGCAAGCAAUGCAGGUGUAGAAGCACAGUAGGAAAAACUCCCUAGAAAGGCCAAAACCUAGGAAGAAACCUAGAGAGGAACCAGGCUAUGUGGGGUGGCCAGUCCUCUUCUGGCUGUGAUGUGUCCCUUAGAGUAAUAAUAGCACAAAGCCAAUAUACCCCACGUAUUCCAUCUUGUUUGGACUUCAUACAAACUAAUAUGUAUAUUAUACAUGCUGUUUAUCUUUUAACACAUCUUUUACAAGUAUGUUUUGUUUCUGUUUGAUAUUCUGUUAUGAAAAUAUAAUGCUUUCUACAACCAUA
This is a messenger RNA of Oncorhynchus keta (chum salmon), 1389 nucleotides long. Its product is annotated as prisilkin-39-like. NCBI's taxonomy places the organism in Eukaryota, Metazoa, Chordata, Actinopteri, Salmoniformes, Salmonidae. The record is from RefSeq and is a predicted model, not a curated record. The transcript is spliced from 6 exons. The coding region runs from base 227 to 691 and encodes 154 amino acids.